AUGUUUCAGCGCCUCCGCGACGCCAUCGACUCUCGCAUCGCCGAGGAACAAGCCCGACAAAAGUCUGCUCAAGAUUCCAUUUCCCGCUCCAAUUCCGCUCGCCGCCCACCCACCCGCAACCUUUCUCCGAGUCGGCGCAACCGCCCAAGACGCAACACCGGCACUCCCGUCAGAGGCCCCGACCCCAAGGAAUUCGAGGCGGAAUUCACCAUCGGGGACGACGAUGAUUCCAGCAGACCUGACACUCCCCAAGUCGACACUCCAGAAGUUACAUCAGAAGUAAGCGCAGCCAAAGAGGAGGAAUCUGCUGAAAUGGAGGGCAAACCACCUGCGGAGUCAUCCGAGCAAGAGGCCUCCGGUGCCCAAGACGCUGAACCUCCCAAGGAGUCCUCGACUGAGCUUCCACCCGAUGUCCGAGCUAAGCUCCGCAGACUCGAUAAGCUUGAGGCGCGAUACCAUGAUUUGCUCAAAGCAUACCGUAUGGCACACUCGCGCGUUCUAUCCAUCGAGCCUUUCGAGGCUGCCCUGCGCGAAAAUACACCGCUCACCUCGAUUGGCGAGCCCAAAGCUUUCACCGAGUACCUUAACCAAACGGCCUUGAAAAGCGACAUGGUCAUGGAUGAAUUGAAACGUGUCACUAUCGAAAGGGAGGACUACAAAAAGAAGAUGGAAGAAGCACAGAAACAAACGAAGGAUGCAUUGGAUGAGGUAACUGGACUCAAGCAGAGGGAAGAGAAGCAGGAGAAACCUGAAGCUGGCCAGAACAAGGGAUUGGAUGGAACAGAGGAAACAAGUGAGGAAUUCUUCUCAUUUGAUAAUGAAGUUCCCCGUCUUGAGGGGGAACUCAAGGAGAAGCAAGAGGAGGUUGACAACCUCAAGGUUGAGGUCGAAAAUCUCAAGCGCGACAUGUCUGUCACCCGUGAGUCGACCGAGGGGAUGGUCCAGAACCUCGAGACAGCCACUCGCGAGCUCGUUGAGUUGCGCGAAACCAAAGACAAGUUGGAUGCGGAGAUUGAAACUCUUAAGACUUCCAGCAAUGCUGACAAGGAUAAUGUCAACGACUUGAAGGCGAAGCUUGCCACAGCCGAAUCUUCUAUUGAAUCGACCACCAAGGAAGUUGAAGAGCUCAAGUCGCAGCUUCAGGAAAAGGCCGAGGAAAUUGAAAAGCUCCAGAAUCAGGCUUCCGAGAAGCCAAAGCCAGAUACGAAGCUCGUCUCGGAAUUGGACUCAGCAAAGGAGGAGCAGAAGGCCGGUGAGAAGAAACUGGUUGUUCUCCAGGGUUUGGUUGACGGCCUUCAAUCCCAGCUCAAGGAAACCGAAACGACCGUCUCAGACCUCAAGACGGAGAUUGGCCAGAAGUCGGAGACCUCUACUAAGCUCCAAAAGAUUGUCGACUUUGUGGACGAGAACCUGAAGGACAAUACUACGUGGACAUCCGCCAAGGACAAGCUUUCCGCCGGACAAAAGGCCGAUUUUGAUGAGAUCCGAAAGAGUUUGGCUCCAGCCAAGGAAGAAGAGGCAGCUCCUACUGCCUCUACUCCUGCUCCUACUGAAGAAGAGACCCCACCUGCUCCAGCAGCAGCAGCUGUCGGUGGUGGCGGAGGAAAGAAGAAGAACAAGAAGAAGAAGAAGGGUGGAAAGACUGAAGAACCAACCAAGUCCGCUGAGGCCGCCCCCACGGAGCAACCGACACAGGACAAGGCUGCUCCAGUGGCCGCCGCUCCAGCCUCCGACGAACUAAAUGAGCUGAAGUCAAAGCUGGAAACGUUGACGCAACAGUUGUCGGAGAAGGAAGCGGCCAUUGACCGCUUGAGUGCCAAGCUGAAGGGCGAAGACAACCUCAAGGAAGAAAUUGAGUCUCUGCGCGAUGACCUUGUCAACAUAGGCCAGGAGCACGUCGCAGCUAAGGAUCAGAUCAAGGAGCUUUCCGCAGAGAAGACAGCCCUUAAAGAAACCAUCACCAAACUCGAGAAGGAAUUGGUCGACCUUCGCACAAGUAACGCUUCGAGCUCAGCCGACUCGGAAAAAAUCCACACCUCUCUCAAAGAUGAGUUUGAGAGCCUCAAGGUUCGCUCGGCAACCCUUGAGACCGAUCUUUCUGCCGCCCAGCAGCUGGCUGCCACUCGCUUCAAGGAUCUCACAGACUUACGCGAAACUCUUCAGAAGGUUCAACCCGAGUUGCGAAACUUGCGCGCUGAAUCUUCAGAGUUGAAGAACUUGAAGGAGACUCUUACUAGCAAGAACUCCGAGUUGAAGGCUCUAGAGGGCAAGCACGAGGAUCUGCGCACCGAGCUGAAGACUGCUAAGUCGAAAAUCUCAGAACGCGACACGGAAGUUGGCACUUUGAACAAGAAGAUCAGACAAGAGACUGACAGCCGCUUGAAGGGUGAAGAGAAACUCAGCGUUGCUCAGUCCGAGCUGCGCGCCACUGAAAGCAAAAAGCAAGAUGCUAUCAAUGCCAGAGAUAAGCUCAGUGGUGAUCUCUCCAAGGCACAGGAUGGACUGAAGAGUACUCGUGCCAAAAUGCGCGAGAUGGAUGAUCAGAUCUCUCAGUUGAACAAGGAGCUUGCCGGUCUCCGGGAAGAAAUCCAGCUGAAGACCGCGCAGCACAGUAGCGCCCAAAGUUUGAUGAACAGCAUGCGUGAUCAGACGUCAGAGGUGGCAAUGCAGAUGAAGGAGGCCCGUGAACGAUGCGAGAGUCUAGAUGAAGAACUGGCCGACGCCCAUCGUUUGCUGAGCGAGCGAACCCGUGAAGCUGAAACUAUGCGCCGACUGCUCAAUGACAUCGAGGGUCGUUCGGAAUCGAAGGUGCGGGAAUUCAAGGAACGUAUGGAGGCCGCCAUCGAAGAGCGGGACCGCGCUGAAGAUGAAGCCAGUAGCCAAGGCCGACGUCGUGCCCGAGAAAUGGAAGAACUCAAGGCUAAGGUCCGCGAGGCUGAGCGAGCCCUACGCACAGCCGAACAGGACAAGGAGGAGCUUGAGCAGUCCCAAAAGGAUUGGCGUCGCCGUCGUGAUGAGCUGGAAUCUGUCUCCGAGCAAUCAUCACAGGAAGUGACCGAGAUCCGCCAAGCCAUGGCUGGUCUGCGCGAUGCACUCGAUGAAAGUGAGAAGCAGGUUCGUGACCUCGAAAAGGACAAGGCAGAGCUGCGUCGCUCCGUCGAAGAGACCAACACCCGGCUAGAGAAGCUCCGGAAGUCUCACAAGACUCUCGGAGAGGAUGUUCGCCUGCGUGGCUCCCCGUCAGGUCGACAGUCUUCGCGAUCGUCCAUGGAUUCUGGAUCUCGCCGGGGACUUGCAUCCCCCUCGGCCAGAAGCGAGACCCCCGUUGGUCCACCCAGCAAUGCUUCCAUUGACUACAUGUACUUGAAAAAUGUCCUCCUCCAGUUCCUGGAGCAGAAGGACAAGAACUAUCAAAAGCAGCUGAUUCCUGUACUGGGAAUGCUGCUACACUUUGACCGACUUGAGCCGUCCAAAGCUGUCAAAAUCCCUACAGAAUGGACUUCAUACCAGCCUUCUCCAAAGCCAUGGCCGACCAACCCACCAUCCGCCUGGCAACCCCAGAGGGCAAGUCUCCCCAAUCCCUUAUUUCAGCAUCACCAAUCCAUCUCCCACGCCAACAGCACUAACACCCCACCAGACGUCCCCCUCAUCCUCCAAUUCAUCUGCGAACUUGCCGACUAUGAAAAAGCCCUACACGAAGUCGAAGCCACCGAAGAAUCCCUUCUCGCAACCCUCUCUUUCCCGGACACGCCCCCCAAACGCGGCGCCGUCUACACAGCCCUGAUCACCCCACCAGCAACCCCCACAACCCCCAACCCUAUCCCUGUCGGCAUGGCCCUCUACUUCUACAACUACUCAACAUGGCGGUCCGCACCGGGAAUCUAUCUGGAGGAUCUGUACGUGCAGCCCAGUGCGCGGGGUCACGGAUACGGAUUCAAGUUGUUGAAGUACCUUGCGAAACAGGUGCUUGAGGUUAAGGGGCGCCGGCUGGAGUGGAGUGUGCUUACUUGGAACGAGCCUAGUAUUCGCUUCUAUGAGCAGGUUGGAGCCAAGGGCAUGGAUGAGUGGAUGAAGAUGAUGGUCGAGGGCGAUGCGUUGGAUAAGUUGGCCGAGGGGGCGUAG
Molecule: messenger RNA, 4122 nt
Organism: Penicillium nucicola
Lineage: Eukaryota; Fungi; Ascomycota; Eurotiomycetes; Eurotiales; Aspergillaceae
Exons: 4
Coding region: 1-4122 (1373 amino acids)
Cellular component (GO): Golgi apparatus
Molecular function (GO): acyltransferase activity, transferring groups other than amino-acyl groups
Source: RefSeq, a predicted model, not a curated record